This is a messenger RNA of Rotaria socialis, 1770 nucleotides long. Lineage: Eukaryota; Metazoa; Rotifera; Eurotatoria; Philodinida; Philodinidae. The record is from the annotation of a GenBank genome assembly.
AUGGAUGAUAACGAACUUCUUCAUGAAUCAUUUGAUUAUCACGAUUUUUUUGGUGAAAAUACAGAUGAUUACCAUACAAUGGCAUGUGCUGAAACCAUCAAUGUUUCAACAAUAAAUAAUACAAAUGAAAACAUUGGACAUUUAAAUACGAAUGGUGGGACACCGAUAAAAAAUCGUCCAAAUGGUAAUGUUUUAAUGGCUACAGCAGCUGAUGAAUAUUUUAGUGCGGGACAUAAUGUUACCAAUGGGCAAGUAAUUAAAACUGAAGGAGUUAUUCCAACAACAACACAAUAUUUUAAUGGAAAUGCGAAUCAAUUUAAUAGCAAUCAACAACAAACGUUUACAUUCGAUAAUAUUGUAUAUAAUACAAUUGUUCCUAAUCAACCUAUGUAUAAUAUUCAACAAAUUAAUUUACAAUCAAUUAAUAAACCAGCAACAACACCAGCCAGUGCAUCACCACCUCCACCACCACGAGUUUAUAAACCAUGUGUUGUUUGUGGUGAUAAAAGUUCUGGAUAUCAUUAUGGUGUUUCUAGUUGUGAAGGUUGUAAAGGUUUCUUCCGGCGUAGUGUACAAAAAAAUAUGACAUAUCAAUGCCAUAAAGAUCAAAAUUGUGAAAUCAAUAAGAUGACAAGAAAUCGUUGUCAAUAUUGUCGAUUUCAAAAAUGUUUUUCUGUUGGAAUGAGUAAAGAAGAAUUACGAUUAUCAAACCAAGCAAAAAAACUACUAAAUGAAGCUGAUCCAAAAGCAGCUAAUACUCGUAUUGAGCGUCCUAGUAAAAAACGACCAACUGCAAUUAUGAAACGCUCCAUUGAUGAAAUACAACAAGUACCACCAACUGAAUAUCUUCCUGUGCUCGCACCUAAACUACCACCAGCACGUCUCGCCAUUGAAAAUAAUUCUGAUGAUGAUAAAUUAAUUAAAAUUUGUGUCAAUUUACAUAAGUCAACUUUUAAUUUCAAACCAUCACAAGAUAUCGAUGAAAAACCGGAUAUUCGUUGGCAAACAGCUGAUGAAUUUAGUCAAAAAGGUAUCAUGCAAUGUAUUCAAUUUUGUAUGCAAAUGCCUGGCAAUAACGAACUAUCUAUACAAGAACGUGCACAUCUACUCAAAUUAGGUGCGCAUGAAGUUGCUCUACUACGUUUAGCGUAUCGUUAUGAGCCGGAAGAAGAUAAAUUAUAUUUAUCAAAUGGUGCUUGUGUUGAUGAACAGACACUUAUGACACAGGGUUUCGGUUGUUAUGGACAUACAUUUUUACAGUUUUGUAGAAUAUUUAGUCGAUUAGAAUUAUCCAUUGAAGAAUUUGUUUUACUAUGCUGUAUUGUGUUCUUCAGUUAUGAUCGAAUUGAAGGUCAAGCAACAAGAGUAAAAGUUGAAGAAUUACAAACUCGCUAUUGUGAAGUUGAACGAUUAUACAUAUCAAGAAAUCGAACUCAUGAUUCAAUGCAUUUCACAAAAUUACUUUUACUAUUAUCUAAAUUACGAGCGCUUGAUGCUCUAAUUGCUGAACGUCUUUUGUGUCUUCAAAUGAAUACCGACGGUCAAGUACAAAAAUGUAUUUUUGAAGUUCUUCAUCGGGAAGCAACAAAUGUUGUAGUGGACAUGGAAAUAGAUUUUCUUGAUUCUGUUGAUACAAAACCAGAUUAUAGUUGGCUUGAUUAUUCUCCAAGUGAACACGUAUCAACACCACCACAACAACCACCAACAACGACAACUACAACAACGGUUAUUUCACUACCAUCACAGCAAGCAAUUGUUAAUAAAAAUUAA